This is a messenger RNA of Plasmodium reichenowi, 2061 nucleotides long. RefSeq names its product protein phosphatase, putative. The transcript is spliced from 4 exons. Gene Ontology annotation, molecular function: protein serine/threonine phosphatase activity. The record is from RefSeq and is a predicted model, not a curated record. Lineage: Eukaryota; Apicomplexa; Aconoidasida; Haemosporida; Plasmodiidae. The annotation marks the transcript as partial. Gene Ontology annotation, biological process: protein dephosphorylation.
AUGAGUUUAUUAACCAGUUAUAGAGAUAAGAAUAAUAAUGAAACCAUGAUAGCAGAAAGGAGUGUUAAUAAUGUGAGUGAAUCUGAGAAAGUUAAUAAUAUAAAAGAAAUGAAUAAUGUGAAUGAUAUGAAUAAUAUUAAUAAUGGAGAGAAAAUAAUUGAAUAUAAUAGUAUAAAUGAUCUAAAAUAUUGUAAAAGUAUUAUAGACAUUGUAAAUUAUAUUGUAACUAUUGGUAUAUGGGAAAUGUAUACAUACGAAUGGGUAUUUAAUAGAAAGACGUUUUUAUAUUAUCAUACAUUAUUAGAGAAAUAUUAUUUUUAUGACAAAAAUAAUAAUUUGACUUUAUUUAAUGAGAAGUCUUUUUUUUUAUAUGUAUGCACAUUUGAAAAUAAUGAAUUUGUAUCUGAUUUUUUUUUUCAAAGGAAUAAAAAAAAAAAAGAAUUAAAAUUAACAAGUUAUACAAAAACUAUGCAAGGUAGAAGAAAAAAACAAGAAGAUCGUUACCUUGUUAUAACUGAUCUUACUAAAUAUAUUGAUUCAAAUGAUUAUAAAACUUUAUAUUUUUAUAAAAAAAAUCCAUUAUACUUUUAUUCUAUAUUUGAUGGCCAUAGAGGAAUAAAAGCUUGUGAAUAUUGUAUGAAUCACAUUAUAAAAAAUAUUAUUUAUUAUUUUUAUAAUCAAGAUAUGGAAGAUGAUCAACCUUCUACUACUAUUAAUAAAUUAAGUUCGAAUGAUAUUAGUAUAUCACCUGAUAAAAGAAGAAAAUUUGAUAAUGUAAAGAAUGAGGACAUAGCAUUAGGUAAUACAAGAAUUAAUAUAAAUAAUAUAAAUAAUAUAAAUGAUGUGUGUAAUAUAAAUAAUAAUAUAAACAAAUGUAAUGAAAAUUUAAAUGAUUUACAUACUGAAGGUGAUAAUACAAAUGAUAAUAAUUAUUGCAUGAACAAUAAAACAGAAGAAGAAAGAAAAGAAAAUUUAUUUAUUAAUACAACAUCUAAAAAUGAUUAUUUCUUAAAAAAUAUUUCUUCUGUUAAUCAUAUAUCAAGUAACAAUAUUUUAAAUAAUAUUCAUAGCAAUAAAAAAGAUAUUGAAAAUAACACACCAAUAAAAAAUAAAGAUAAAAGAUUAAUUGAUAGUUCGUAUUUAAAUACUAUUAGUGAUGAUGUAGAAUAUAGGAAGAAAAGAAAAGUUGAGGAAAUGCAUAUUAUUAAGCAAAAUAUAAAUAAUGAGGAACAAAUACAAAAAGAUAAAAUGAAUGAAAUAAAUUAUACAAAUUUAAACAAUAAGAACGAAUAUAUUAAUUUUAAUAUAUCGGAAGAAUGUUCCAAUAAUAUAAACCACGCUCAUAAUAAUAAGAAAAAUAAUAUAUCUGAUAAAUCCAAUUCUUAUGAAAAAUUAAAAUUUCUAGACGAAUUAACAGAUGAACAAAUAAUGGAAUAUAUAAAACUCGCCUUUUUAAAAACUGAUGAACAAUUUUUAAAAGCAUCAAAAUUUCCUAACCAUGGCUGUACUAUUAUUUCAUUAAUUAUUUUUAGAAAUAAAAUGUUUAUAGCUAACUUGGGAGAUUGUAGAGCCAUAGGGGUUGUUAAUAUAAAUAACACUUUGAAAACGGAAGUGUUGUCAAAUGAUCAUAAGCCCAAUGAUCCUAAAGAGAAGGAGAGGAUCAAAAAAAUGGGAGGAGAUGUCAUAUGCUUACAAAAUGUUUAUCGUGUUAAGGCAAAUGCUAGAAAGAAUAAUAAAGACAAGCCUAGUUUACUUGAGAGGCUUUCCAUGAAGGAGGAAGUAUAUCUUGCAGUUUCCAGAGCUAUUGGUGACAAAGACUUUAAAUUUAAUAAUGUCAUUUCAGCUACUCCUGAUGUUAUAUGUAAAGAAAUAUACAGUGAAAAAUGUAAUGACAAGAAAGAAGAAAAGGAAAUUACAAAACGUACUAAUGUUAUUGAAAAAAGCGAUAUUGAUGAAAAUUAUUUUAAGGAGACUGAUAAUUUAUAUUAUUCAGCUCACGAAAUGAAUUAUCAUUAUGUUGUUAUGGCAUGUGAUGGAGUAUGGGAUACCAUGUCUAAUAAG